This is a messenger RNA of Coregonus sp. 'balchen', 2530 nucleotides long. Lineage: Eukaryota; Metazoa; Chordata; Actinopteri; Salmoniformes; Salmonidae. The record is from the annotation of a GenBank genome assembly.
UACUGGAGAAAUCCAAUUUGACUUCCUCUUUAUCGCACUAGCCUGUGGAACACAGGUAAUAAUAGGCCAUGUUCUUUAGUGUCUGUCUUGUUUUUCCGUAGAAGUAGGGUCGCAAUGUUGGAAAGUAUUGAAUGUAUACGUUUAAUUGUGCAUUUCGGUAACGACGAACAUCUUUUGUAUAUUUUUGGCAUAACUUCUGCCAUAUUCGUUCAUGUCAGUCGGACACGCACUUUACAACGUGGUUAGCACGCUAACGUUAGCUAGCAAGAGUGACAUGGCGCCGGUGAGGCCAAACGUUAAUGUACUGUAGUAGUCGAUGCAUCUUCUCAAAGCAAUCCUUAGACGCUAGUUACUUGGCUAGUUAAAUAACUAACAUGUUCCCAGUGUUGGUUUCAACGGCCAAGUUACACUAGUUACUUAGUAACUACAAGGAUAACCACUAGCGGAGCCUCUCUCAGUAAACUGACCCUGAUCAAUACAAUUACAUCUACUUAUAGUUUGCUAAUAGCAUAACUGCCUUAUUACACAUGUUAGUAUUAAUGGUGUAUGACGUAUGAUGGUCUGCAGAAUAAUUAACAUGGGUCGAGAUUCAUUAUGUCCACUUGUGUAAUCGCUAUAUUGGAACUGAAACAGCCAUAUCAAUUAUUCCUCAGGCACUUUGACCAACCAUGCCCGUUGCCAGGAGUUGGGUUUGUCGCAAGACCUAUGUCACCCCCCGUCGCCCCUUCGAGAAGUCUCGUCUCGACCAGGAGCUUAAACUUAUCGGUAUGUGUGCAAAUACCAGGUUUUGAUUCAUAUUUAUAUUGAAACUGCUGGUCUCUAAAUAUCUUGUUUUUAUUCAGUAAAUUGACUUUAAUCUCUCAGGGGAGUAUGGUCUGAGGAACAAGCGUGAGGUUUGGAGGGUGAAGUUCACCCUGGCCAAGAUCCGCAAGGCCGCCAGAGAGUUGCUCACUCUGGAUGAGAAGGACCCCAAGCGUCUCUUUGAAGGUACACCACAUCUAGCUUGUGCUCUGAGCUAUAUUUUGACUGCUCUUAGAAAUGCUUUGAGCUGUUAGCUAGUUAAACAUUGGCCAAUGAUUUAAACAUUUUGAUAUUCAGAUUGUCUGUGGUGUCAAGAAUUCCUCGUGAAUGAGGCCGUCAGUCAGAUUUCCAGAUGCCCUAAGUCAGGGUUAUUCAGAUCUUACCCUACGAGGUCCAGACUACUGCUUGUUCUGUUCUACCUGAAUUAAUUGCACCCACCUGGGGUUCCUGGUCUCUAUUAGGUCCAGAUAUAUUUGAGGGCCCUACGUUGUGAUUGAAAAUGGUUAUCUUCUAGGUAACGCCCUGCUCAGGCGCCUGGUGAGGAUCGGUGUGCUGGAUGAGGGCAAGAUGAAGCUCGAUUACAUCCUGGGCCUGAAAGUGGAGGAUUUCUUGGAGAGGAGGCUGCAGACGCAGGUGUUCAAGCUGGGCCUUGCUAAGAGCAUCCACCAUGCCCGCGUUCUCAUCCGCCAGAGGCACAUCCGGUAAGCUAAGGGAGAUGGUCACUAGAUUGCCAUGCUUGAAAGGACAAGUCGGUAGAUCAUUACACUAGUCUGUUAUUUUGAAUAGCGUCUAUGAUAAACUUGUGACGGGUUGGUGAUAAACCAUUUGUAACAUGUAUUUUUCUAAAAUGUUGUCCUUUCUCACAUGGCUACACUAACUGUUCAGGUGACUAUUGUUAUGAGGUGACUCAACUCAUGAGAUACUUUCUCAAUCCUUAGAGGGCCUCUGAAACGAUAGCGCGUCGCUGAGCGCGGUUUAACAUUUUCAGCAAGGUCAAUUCGGUAAAAAACCGUAUACCUUGUCUAUGACUGCCCAGAGCCAAUCCUGCUGAUCAAGAGUGGGCAAACAGUUUCAGCAAGGUCAAUGCAGUAACAAACUGUAUACCUUGUCGAUAAGACUGCCCAGAGCCAAGCAAGAGGCAGACUGCUACCAUGGCUUAUUGGCUUGACAGGUAAUGUAUGGGGGAUUGCACCUCGGGCAGAUAUGUGGACCAAUGGUCAUGGCAAACUGUCAAGUGUAUGCUGUGUAUUUGACUUGUAAGGCAAUCGCAGGGUCUUCAAUUGAGUUUGGUAAGAGUAGCUUACCUCAUCAGGCAGGCCGAUGAUUAAAAUGAAUAUUCAGACUUCCUGUGUUGUCAAGAAUUCCUCGUGAAUGAGGCCUGUCAUUGAUGCCAAACUAUCCCCAUCUAGAUGGUUAUUUGUUUAGGCUAUUAAAUGGGGGGUGGAACAAAUCACUCAUUGAUCUCUCCUUUCUCCCUCCAGUGUGCGCAAGCAGGUGGUGAACAUCCCCUCCUUCGUGGUGCGCCUGGACAGCCAGAAGCACAUUGACUUCUCCCUGCGUUCACCAUACGGUGGUGGACGCCCCGGCCGUGUCAAGAGAAAGAAUGCCAAGAAGGGCCAGGGUGGCGCUGGAGGAGCUGAUGAGGAAGAGGAGGAUUAAAAUGGAGGCUGACCGGGGGUGUUUGUGUCUGACACUUAAUGUUUUUCAAUAAUAAUAAAAAUUAUUUGAC